AUGGAUGUCCAUAAUGCGUUUCUCCAUGGUGACCUUGACGAAGAAGUCUACAUGAAGCUCCCACAAGGUUUUGCUUGUUCCGACAAAUCAAAGAAGUACGCCGACUACUCUCUGUUCUCAUACUCUAAAGGGGCUGUGUGCUUGCACAUCCUCAUUUAUGUUGAUGAUUUCAUCAUUACCUGCAAUGAUCAGUCUACAAUGCAUAGUUUCAAGGUCUACCUCAAUCAGUGUUUUCACAUGAAGGAUCUUGGCCGAUUGAAGUAUUUUCUUGGCAUCGAAGUUGCUCGUAACACCUCCGGCUUCUUUGUAUGUCAAAGAAAAUAUGCGUUAGAUAUCAUUGCUGAGACAGGUCUUCUUGCUGUGAAGCCGGCGUCCACACCAAUUGAGCUUAAUCAAAAGCUGGCUACUGCAACCGGACCGCUCGCUAAUGUCAAGCAAUAUCGUCGUCUGGUCGGCCGUCUCAUCUAUCUUGUCAACACACGUCCGGAGCUGAGUUAUACAGUUCAUAUCCUCACUCAGUUCAUGCAGAAUCCGUUGCAACCACAUCUUGAUGCAGCAUUACGUGUUGUUUGCUAUCUUAAAGGCUGUCCGGGACAGGGAGUUUUCUUAAACUCCACCGAUGAUAUCGCCAUCACUGCCUUAUGUGACUUUGACUGGGCAGCCUGUCCCCUCACACGUCUUUCCCUUAGUGCUUACUUUGUCUUCCUUGGACGUUCCCCGGUGUCUUGGAAGACAAAGAAACAACAAACAGUGUCUCACUCCUCUGCUGAAGCCGAAUAUCGCUCCAUGGCUUUUACAUUGAAGGAACUCAACAAGUCGGCCAUCCACAUUGCAGCAAACCCAGUCUUUCAUGAGCGUACAAAGCAUAUUGAAAAUGACUGCCAUGCGGUACGAGAAGCAGUGGAAGACAAACUCAUUGCAACGGUGCAUGUGUCUACAAAAUCUCAGCUGGUGAAUAUACUUACCAAGGCGUUGCCAGCUCCUCAAUUUGAAGAACUCUUGUCCAAGUUGGGGAUUCGCAAUCCCUCAUCUCCAACUUGA
This is a messenger RNA of Microthlaspi erraticum, 1041 nucleotides long. Lineage: Eukaryota; Viridiplantae; Streptophyta; Magnoliopsida; Brassicales; Brassicaceae. The record is from the annotation of a GenBank genome assembly.